Scutellospora calospora is the source of this 827-nucleotide messenger RNA. Lineage: Eukaryota; Fungi; Glomeromycota; Glomeromycetes; Diversisporales; Gigasporaceae. The record is from the annotation of a GenBank genome assembly.
AUAUUGUAAUGUUUGCAGGCAAAUUUAUUGUCAAAAAUCUUGAACAGUAUAUCUCUGUUUCUUAUGCCUGUGUUAUUGCAUCUAGUGAUCCCGAUCAAGAGUUUCAGGCCAAUGAAAUCCCGCUUAGCAUUCCUCAUUGCAUGCUUUCUGUACUUGUUAAUCAUGAACCAAAAGAAUGUGGUGAAUCUACAUACUUCAAUGCUAGUUGUUAUCAGUAUAAUUCAAGCACAAAUUCUAGAAAUGUUCAUAUGAAAUUGAGAAUAUUUUUUCCUACUAAUGCACCACGAUAUUCCUACUUACGUGCUAAUAACAGUAUUAAAAUAGGCAAAACAUUUAUUGUGUCUGGCUUUGUUAGACGUAUAACUGCUGAUUUUACAAUAAUCGAACUCACGGAUCUUGACUUCGUAACCACAAAUAUUAAUACAAUUCAAAAUGUGCAAGGAAGUACUUCUUCACGAACACCAAAAAGGCCCCGUGUAAUAGCAUCAAGAUCUUCUAAACAGAGCACUAGCUCAACUCCUGUUGUUAAUGAACCUAUACCGUUACCUACUUCAAUAACUCCUAUUAAUACAAACCUCGAAACAGUUCAAGUCCAAAAAGGUAAAAAAAAAUUAUCUGAUCUAGCUUUGAAUUGUCUUGAACUGAUUGUUACGGAUAAUGCUCAAGAUGAGAAUAUUUAUGUUGAAGAUGCGUCAGAAGAAAAUGAUGAUUUAGAAUUAUUAUAUGAACAAGAAUUGUUAUGUGAACAAGAAUUGUUAUCUAGUCAAGAUGUUGAAGGGCAGAAAAAGAAAAGAAAUAAGAGGACUUCAAAAAAAGUUAAAAAAUAA